AUGGAGACGACCGUCGAGCGAAGGAACGAGGAGGACGAGUACCCUGAGGAAGAGAGGAAGCCCGGAGACAUCACCCCGGAGACGGCUUCCCCAGCGGAGUCCCUGGGGAAGACUUCCCCGAAGGGAUCGCUGCAAGGGAAGGAAGCCGGGAUGCACGACGUGGAGGUGAAGUUCAUGCAGAAGAGCGGCUCAAACGGAGAGGUCACGCUCGAGAAUAUCAUUCCGUUUAACGUGAGAUUGGAUUUUGAGGACGUUCGCAAUUUGAAGAGUUCAUUGUACCAUACGACGACCGUCGAGCGAAGGAACGAGGAGGACGAGUACCCUGAGGAAGAGAGGAAGCCCGGAGACAUCACCCCGGAGACGGCUUCCCCAGCGGAGUCCCUGGGGAAGACUUCCCCGAAGGAAUCGCUGCGCGUGUGGCACGAUCGUUCGGACAAUUCCCAUGGCCUCGAGUCUAGACUGGACUACCUGAGUGAUGACCUAGCAGUCGACGCCAUCUACCUGGACUCUCUCUAUGAUGGGGAGACUAGUUCCAGUCUAAGCGUGGUUGACCACGCGAAGAUAGCGCCCAUCUACGGACACGUCACCGAUUUCGAGCGAAUCAUCGAGAAAGCCCACGCUAAAGGUCUCCGUGUCCUCUUGGACUUCAUCCCCACGCACACCAGCUACCGACACGCGUGGUUCCAAGCGGCGCUCGAGCGUGACGCCAAGUACUCCAACUACUACGUGUGGACGGAGCGCGAGGUGCGGGGCGCGGCGGCGGCGCGCGAGUGGCAGACGGACGCGAAGAGAGGCGACCGCUACCACUACACGUUCAACAAGUACCUGCCCGACCUCAACCUGGGCAACGCCAACGUGCAGCAGGAGAUGGUGGGGAUUCUACGCUACUGGUUAGACAAAGGUGUGGAUGGGUUUAUCGUUCGCAAUCCGCGUUAUAUUCGAGACCUCACAGACCUGGGCAUAUCAACCACGACGACGACCGACACAUAUCAGCAGACUGCUUACACGCUGGUGAAGUCCUGGGCGAAGAUACUGGAUGAAUACACGAAGAAGACUCCCAGAGAAAGAAUUCUCAUUGUCGAGGGAGGCAACGACACGCAGAAGGACGCCAUGUUUCUCCGGGCGUCAGUCAAGGCGUCGGCCGGGGCGUCGGUCGGGGCGUCCGCAGUGCUCUACAAGCAGCUCGUCACCUCGCUCACGUACGACUGCCGCGCCACCUGCAUCGUCGACGCCGUCCACCACUGGCAGCGCCACACGGUGGCGGCCGCGGUUCGCGUCGGCUGGCAGCUGAGCGACAGCUCACACGAUCGUGCGGCUAAGAAACUCGGCAAGGAAUACGCCAAUGCUCUCAACAUGCUGUUGCUGCUGCUACCUGGUGGCGCGGUUACAUACUACGGAGAGGAAAUAGCGAUGGACGGGAGAACGAGAGCGCCCAUGCACUGGGAGAACGCACGGCCUGGCGGAGGCUUCACUAACGUGUCCCGCUCGUGGCUGCCGCUUGGUGACCUCAAACGCAACGUCAAGGAGCAACUGCACGACAAGGAAUCACAGAUGGGAAUCUACAAGCAGUUGUGUGCGCUGCGCAAAGACCCUGCGUUCCACACCGCCAACAUAACUGUGGGCCACGUCAAAGACACCUCCCUACUUUACUUCGCCCGCGUGCCAAAAGAUGGCGCCAGCUACCUGGUGGUGAUCAACCUGGGUGAGACGCGCGCGAGCCUAGAUGGGGAGGUGAAGGCGAACGGACCCGUGGUUCUACACACCGGUCAGUUCAAGAUCGGACAGAAGCUGAGCACGGCCUCUCUCGCGCUCGAUUCCGGACAGGGAGUGGUCAUCAGAAUGUGAGAGAGUGUAAUCUUAGUUCCAAGUCUGCGCCUUACAAUAGUAGAGCAACCACAUAUCCGUGUAUUCCCAAGAGUGAUGAAUGAUGAAAUUUAAAUGAGUAGGCAGGCCUUCGUUAGUUUGAGGGGAAUUUAGAAUGAUCGUGCGUUGUCAGUGUGCAUGGUAAGUGUAAACGCAGCAUAUUAAUGUGUCGUGUAGAUAGUAAUUUAUGGGGUGUGAUAGAUUAGCCGCUAUAAGAAGGAAAUUACGUCACGGUUAAUAUAUAUUUGGCCAUAAAUACUUUUGCACAUUCAGAGACGGACGCACAAUACAUUUAAUGCCACAUCAAAUUAAUUUAAGUUUACAUUUAUAUCAUGAUGUUUGUAAUUUCAAAAUACUAAUAUCUAGAAUUGUUGCUUUGGCUCAGAUAAAUUUACAGAAGAAUUUGUUUAGAUAAAUAAACACUAUCAACGAAUGGAAAUACUAGUGCACGAUAGCAAUAAUAAAUGAAUGGACCUACCAAUAAUAUGUAUAUAUGUAUCAGUAGAUGGCAUAAUGUAUUUGAUUAUAAAUGCACUACCAGAGUAAACGUUUUUUUACUACUUUCAACAUGUUCUUGCAACAUGAUAUGUUACUACGUUUUUAAUUGAAUUAUUAUUAAAAAUAUUAUAAUUUUGUUCAAUGUUUUUUCGGUCUCCCCACGCCAUCUGCAUCCGCGGACAUCUGCCUGAUUAUUUAUUAUUAAUUAUUAUUAAUGAUUAUUUAUCUGCCAUAAUAUUAUGUGACGUAGGUAUAGUACUGAACUAUUACUUACAAAAUGUUUGUAGAAUCAUAAUGGGAGACGUAUUUAUAGUUUAUAUUUAUUUUCACGGGCUGUUGCUCGAAUUGAAUCAGCUGUUUACUGGAUGUGUGUAGAUGAAUGCAUGCAGGAUAUAUAGAAUAUUGUAACUCACAAAGAAAUGAUGCCACUCGGUAACGUCAAUGAGAUUCUUGUAAGAUACAGAUAAGCAGCUCUUGUCAGAGAAGCACAGGUGCAUAAGAUCAAGAGCGUAUAAAGAAGGAGAGCGUACAACGGUGAAAUGCUGAAACCAUGUUGCAGUAUUA
Molecule: messenger RNA, 2925 nt
Organism: Priapulus caudatus
Lineage: Eukaryota; Metazoa; Priapulida; Priapulimorpha; Priapulimorphida; Priapulidae
Product: neutral and basic amino acid transport protein rBAT-like
Exons: 11
Coding region: 1-1845 (614 amino acids)
Biological process (GO): carbohydrate metabolic process
Source: RefSeq, a predicted model, not a curated record